AUGAUUACCUCUUGUCCGAAAGCAAAAGCAUCGCAAGACACAGCAAGAAGGACAGCCUCCUUUGGGUCGAGGACUCCACAUGGUGGAUCAACUCCAAGACGCUUCAUGUUGGUCGUCUUGAUUCCGUAUCCGAUACGGCGAGCGGAUGAGUUGAUCACCUUGAUGUGGCACAUCAAUGUGACAAUCGGUGGAAAAUGUGCUUCUGAUGAGCGUUUGAAAUCAAUUUGUCCUCCAGGAGUUGAGUGUCUCGACGUUUUCGAGCAAUAUCCAUUCUACCUUGCAAUCGAGAAUACUGUUUGCAAUGACUAUGUCACUGAGAAGAUUUGGAAUAGAAUUAGUGUUCCGAGUAUUCCAAUUGUCAUGAAACGUCGGGUAUACAAAAAUAUUCUUCCACCGAAGUCAUUCAUCGCAAUGGACGAUUACAAAAAUCCCAUAGAGAUGUCGAAUCAUCUCCGAGCUCUCGAAGCUAAUAUGACAGCAUAUUCGGAAUAUUUUAACUGGCGUCAAAAAGGAACUUGGACAUCGGCACCAUGGAAUGCGCCAGGUUAUCGGAACGGUGUGUGUCGUGUCUGUGAACUGCUUUGGAAAAGUAAAGAUAAUGAAACUGAACCUUUCAAAUCGUAUAAAGAUAUCUGGAAAUGGUUUGAUGAGGAAUCACAAUGCGAAAAAGACGAGUUUGUUCGCAGCUGGUUGAGCGGAUAA
Molecule: messenger RNA, 702 nt
Organism: Caenorhabditis remanei
Lineage: Eukaryota; Metazoa; Nematoda; Chromadorea; Rhabditida; Rhabditidae
Exons: 6
Coding region: 1-702 (233 amino acids)
Cellular component (GO): membrane
Molecular function (GO): alpha-(1->3)-fucosyltransferase activity
Source: RefSeq, a predicted model, not a curated record